Molecule: messenger RNA, 672 nt
Organism: Galendromus occidentalis (western predatory mite)
Lineage: Eukaryota; Metazoa; Arthropoda; Arachnida; Mesostigmata; Phytoseiidae
Exons: 4
Coding region: 1-672 (223 amino acids)
Source: RefSeq, a predicted model, not a curated record
AUGUCGCUGGCAAGUGUUCUUCCGCCUCUGCUGUUAGUGCUCGGGCUGCCCAGAUGCGACGGGGACAGCCGAGUUUCCAAUGCGAAUCUCUUCAUAGACACAUUGCUCCUUGGACGCAUGCCGAAAUUGGCACCAUUCGAGGGCAUCGAGCCGUACGAGAUGGAUCCAGUUUUCGUUCGCGUGAAUAUCAAGAAUACCUUCGGGCAUAGAUUCAAAGCCAAUUUCUCGUCGACGACCGUGACAGGUCUGUCGAAAGUCAAAAGAUUCAACGAUUGCUCUCGAGCAGCGAUACGCAACGGAAACAUCACAAUCACAUGUACUGUGAAUUUCAAAGAGAUCGAAAUAUUCCUGGAUGGAUUCGGUGAUGGAGAUACGACCUUGAAGAGAAGCCACAGAGUUCAAGCGAAGGCGACUUUUGAUGAAACCUACGCUCUCAUUGAAAUCGCGGGACCGAAUCGCAACGAGCCAGGGUCGUUGAUGAGAUUCGAUCUAUCCACCAUCAAGUUGAUCAUCGAACCCGCGGAGUCCAUCUCUCUCUCCAGCGACAGACUGGCAGAAUUCAGAAUGAACUUGAACAACGAGCUAUCGGAUCGAAUGAAAGUUUUGUUCGAUGGAAAAUACAAGAAAGUCCUGGAGAAUGCCAUCAGCACGGUCAAUCUGCCUCCAGUUUGA